AUGGACUCUAAACACCGCACCGUGCGGAGCCUAGUCUCAAAGCUAAGCUCCGUUUCCGAACGAACCCGAAUCGAAGCUCUCUGCGAGCUCCGUCAAAUGUCAAAACAAGAGCCGGAAACCCGAUCCGUAAUUGCAGAAUCAGGCGCGAUUCCAUAUCUAGCCGAAACUCUCUAUUCUUCUUCUCAUCCAUCGCAAGAAAACGCAACCGCAACGCUUCUUAACCUUUCCAUAACAGAAAAAGAACCUAUCAUGUCCACGCGCGGUGUUCUCGACGCGCUCGCACACGUUAUCUCUCAUCAUUCUUCAACCUCCGCCGCCGCCGCUGUUCAAUCCUCCGCAGCUACGAUUCACAGCCUUCUUUCGUCUGUUGAUGAUUACCGUACUGUCGUUGGAUCCAAGCGCGAGAUCGUUUAUGCUCUUGUUGAUAUCCUUCGUUGUCACCGUUCAUCACCGCCGCGAACGGUUAAAGACGCGUUGAAAGCGCUUUUCGCAAUCGCGCUUCAUCCGUUAAACCGUGGUACCAUGGUUCAGUUUGGUGUUGUUCCGGCGCUGUUCUCUCUCAUCGUUAACGAUGGUAGAGUAGGGAUAGUUGAAGACGCAACCGCCGUCAUCGCGCAGGUUGCCGGUUGCGAAGAAAGCAUUGAGGCUUUCCGAAAGGUUUCUGGGGUUGGAGUACUCGCGGAUCUACUCGAUCUUGCGACCGGGUCUAGUAUGAGGACGAGAGAAAAUACAGUGUCGGCGCUGCUUAAUCUUGUGCGAUGCGGCGGAGAUGCGGUGGCCGGAGAUGUUAGAGACGCCGUAGCUUUUGGUGCGUUGGACGGAAUUGGUGAUGUUAGAGAUAAAGGGAGCGCUAAGGGGAAGAGUAAGGCUACGGAGUUGAUGAAGGUGAUGCUUGGUAAUGGUCAUAGUAAUGCCGUUUUCAAUAGUGGUUCGUCGUUUGGUUCUUUGAUGAAUGAAGAUAGUGGAUCGUCGUUUUGA
Messenger RNA from Lathyrus sativus (Indian pea), 978 nucleotides. NCBI's taxonomy places the organism in Eukaryota, Viridiplantae, Streptophyta, Magnoliopsida, Fabales, Fabaceae. The record is from the annotation of a GenBank genome assembly.